Messenger RNA from Penicillium alfredii, 936 nucleotides. RefSeq lists its product as uncharacterized. The transcript is spliced from 4 exons. NCBI's taxonomy places the organism in Eukaryota, Fungi, Ascomycota, Eurotiomycetes, Eurotiales, Aspergillaceae. Bases 1 to 936 code for a protein of 311 amino acids. Gene Ontology annotation, cellular component: RAVE complex. The record is from RefSeq and is a predicted model, not a curated record.
AUGGCGACGUGGGCCUAUCCCCCACUGCGAGACCAGUCGACCCGUGAGGCCGACAUCGCGCUGGCCCGAGAAUUAGAGUGGCUCUUGCACUCACUCCAAGAGUCAUUGGUGUCCCUGAAGGAGGGCCUGCAAGAGUGUGCUGCCCUCCUGGCGCCUCAGGAACCUGGGUCAACCUUGGUCCUAUCGUCACUACGAUCGGAAAAUGUGAAGGGGUUCGUCACCCGAGUCGGCACCCAAGUAGUCAAGGGGGAUAUUCAGCUUCGUCUGAGCUCACUCCCGCCGCCACGGGGUGCCCCCAGCACCCGGCUCAGCUUGUCCCAAUCCCCCGACGCCCCCAGCCUAGUGCUACCGCAGCUGGUCUCGGUUCGCAACUUGGUGAAUCAAAGCCUGGACAUUGUGGACGUGAGCGCCUGGACGGGCGAUCCCCUCAAUGCCACCUUUAUCUUUAGCCAGCUGCAUCUCCUGCAUGAGACCAUCCGCGAGGCACGGCAGAUGCUCAAGGGGGAAUCGGAUGAUGUGCGCGGCAACUGGUGGGAGACCAGUGCUACCGAAAAUAUGUUUGAUCCUCCGCUACCACCUCAUCUCUCAUUCCAUCUGUCCAUUGCAGACUCGGCGCUGGUUCUUCUGUUGCGUACCCUGGAGAGUAACAACCAGACUGCCACGCCGACUGCCUUCGCUACUGACAUCUCCUUGACCGGGUUCUCCCUGCGAGAUCGCCUGUUUGGUACCCGGACCCGUGCGCAUGAUGAGACCAACGAUGUGUUUAAAUGGUAUGGGGAAGAGGUCCAUGUCAAGGAGAAGGUCCGAGUAGAAAGCCAGGAUCCUAGUCUGAUGGCUGUCAUGGCGAAGCUGACAGCUCUGGAACACGAAGUGAUGCGCUGGGUGGCAGCGCUCCGGGUCCUCAUGGGCAGCGAUGAUACAGAGAGUGAGUCCUAG